CCCCCACAAACCCCACCAGGGGAUAAUCGUCUUGAAGUCUUGGACUGUAAACUACCUAAGUUUACAUAAUUUCACCGGUCUUAUCAUACACAAAUUCAAAAAACAGCACUCCGGUAUCACUCUAGUGGUGAUGGAUCACCGGUCGCUGUUCGAGAUAGAAUUUGGUGAUGGCCCCAAGCCCGCAUGGUAUAUCCCUCCAAAGCCGUCCCAAUGGCUUACAAGCCACGUUCGUCGGCGGGCAAACCUGACCGCUAGACGAUGGGAGAAAUUUCUCUUCACCCGCUGGUCUCUUGUGCAACUCUAUAGCGAGCCUUGCUAUGAGAAGAUGGAUGACCGCCUGAUCGUCGCGGCCAACGAUUGGCUGCGUGUGCUUCGGAAGCUCAAUAACAAGGAGCUGCGAAGCGCCACCCACCAAGUCGACCUCUUUUGCGGGGCCUAUGAAUUCUCCAGGCUUUACACGAUGGUUUACCACCUACAUGAGGUCUUAUAUAAAUAUUCGCGUGGUGUGCCUCAAGUACGCCAAAACCCUGGACAUCACCGCACGGUAGACUCUGGCAUAGCGGAAAGCGACGUCACCCAGGCACGCCAAACCUUGGCUAGACUGCUGCUUAUGGAAUUCGGCACAUGGAUCGAGAAUAUUUCCCUAGGAGGUUGGCUUAAUGCUUACCCACCGGCCGCGUUCUCCAACUUCGAGUUCGACCGUAUCCGGGGAGUGGUGCGUUGGACCGAAAAUCAUGGGAAUGAACUCCGAUAUGACGACAUGGCUCUGGAUAUGAUCUUUGGCCACUGGGGACCUUCUGAGGAUGAUUUAGAAAAUGGCCAUGGAUAUGAGCCUCGCUCUGUCUUCGCGUGGAUAUGUGGAGUCCCCGACGACGUGAGCUUGUCCUCUGAUGGUGUUAUGGGACGUAGGAAGAUCGAGUUCACCGUCCAGGCCCCGGAUAUCAACAGCGACCUGAGCAUCUUGAUACAGCUCAGCUUCAGCCCCGAUAAUGACCAGUCGGGCCCUCCCCAAUUUCCGCCAGGACAUUAGGACGCAGAUGGGGAGGCAAAGCCCAGCCACGUGCAAUCCUAAGUACUGAUAGUC
Molecule: messenger RNA, 1084 nt
Organism: Annulohypoxylon maeteangense
Lineage: Eukaryota; Fungi; Ascomycota; Sordariomycetes; Xylariales; Hypoxylaceae
Exons: 2
Coding region: 131-1030 (299 amino acids)
Source: RefSeq, a predicted model, not a curated record